Molecule: messenger RNA, 1239 nt
Organism: Acytostelium subglobosum LB1
Lineage: Eukaryota; Evosea; Eumycetozoa; Acytosteliales; Acytosteliaceae
Exons: 5
Coding region: 1-1239 (412 amino acids)
Biological process (GO): endoplasmic reticulum calcium ion homeostasis
Cellular component (GO): endoplasmic reticulum
Molecular function (GO): calcium ion binding
Source: RefSeq, a predicted model, not a curated record
AUGAACAGCAAAUCAUUAUUGUUGCUAGCAACAAUUGUACUGGCAUUGCUAGUACAUAUAUCAAUAUGUCAAGUUAACAUCGCAAAGCAUAUGGUAGAGUUUGAUGAGGAUGAAUUCGAAGGUGUUGAGCCAAUGAAUAUAAUCAAUGAAGAGUUGGAGCAGCAAUAUGAGGAGCAGGUCUAUGAAGAGGAGAAUACAGAGAGUGGAUCAAGCGCAACAACAUCGGAUACUGCUGCUAAUGCCUCACAAGAAUCAAAAGAGUCGGCAUCAGCAGUGAAGAAGCAGAAUAAUUGGUUCAUGGAGAUCUCGUUCGUGGCAUUCAUCAUUGGUUAUGGAAUCAACUACUUUGUCGGAAAGAAGACCAACCAGGAGCUCGUCACCAUCUGGGGACGUCGUUUCCGUCCACUGUUUGAGUCCAACUUCACCUACCUCGGCGACAAGCAGAGCUACGUCAUCAUCAAAGUGGAUCCAAACACCUACGUCUUCACAUGCAGUGGUCGUGUCAACUGCCAAGGUGCCCAAGUCACCCUUACUCUUAAGAAGCGUCAAGACCUCUUCCAUGUCAUUAUGGACUUGGUUGGAUAUGCCGAUCCAGAUCGUAUCUCUAUAGAGAUUGCAUUGAACAGCGAUGUCAUGGAGCCAAUGAUCUUUGCUGUUAUCAAGAACAAGAGCUUCAAGAAGUUUAAGAGCGACAACAAUGAUGUUUCAUUGUUCUGCUCCAAGCAAGCUCUGCCAUAUGGCCUCAACAGCACAUAUGCUGUACUCUCUGAUACAGAGUGUCUCCCAACUCUUCUUCUCAAGCCAGAGAUCGCAGCCACACUCAACAGCCACGAGAACUUCUUCGAGUCAAUGCACUUUACCGAUCACUCAUUGAUCAAUCCAAAGUAUCCAAAAACAUUGUCAUUCUCGUACAAGUUGCCAAGCGUCAAGGAUAUGGACAAGAUCCAACCAUUGACAUCAAUGGCACUGCAGUACAUUGACUACAUUGCCAAUGUUAAGCUCCCACCUCAGUACAAAGCCAAGGCUGAGAAGUUGAGAGCCAAGGAGCGUGAGGAAUUGUUCAAGCAACAGCAUCUCGAGAGACAGGAGCAAGCACAAAAGAAGAAGUUUGAGAAGGAGCAGAAGGAGAAGGAGAAGAUCGCCAAGCUCACCCCAGAGGAGCAGCGCAAGAGAGACGACAAGGAGUACAAGGCUCUGUUGAAGAAGAGACAAGCAAAAGGAAAGAUUGUCGUUGGAUAG